AUGAGCGUGCAUCGCAGCAGAGGCGUGAGUUCAACUCUGGACGAGUUUAUAAGUAACAUUUUUUCAUCAUUUUGGGGAACAAACGAAACGACUCAAAAGGGGAAAAAGUAUGGACGAGUGACUACAAACGACAUUUUUAAUGUAAUGGUACUUUCCUCCAUAGUUUCAAGCUUUGGACAUGUUUACUUUUAUCGCACUCCAGUUUUAGGCGCUUCAGGAGCGAUUUCAGGGCUCACAUAUCUCUUGGCAGCAACUUUCCCAAACAGCUUUUUUAGGACGGUUUUCCCACUUCCAGGCUUAAACUUGAGUAUUUUGCAGGUUUGUCAACUGUUUGUUGCUACAAAUGUCUACUUUUUGAUGACUGGAGGGAGUAGAGGAAUUGCAUGGGCUGCACAUUUGAUGGGAAUGGGCGCUGGUGCUCUCUACUGCUGGUUUCAACAGAAUGUUAAUAAGAGGCCAGGAUUUUAUAACCCAGUUGUACUCUCUCUAAAAACCGCAAAACAGCAAUGGAAGAGGACUUUCAAAACUUUUGGAAGAUUUUAG
This is a messenger RNA of Theileria equi strain WA, 543 nucleotides long. RefSeq lists its product as hypothetical. Gene Ontology annotation, molecular function: serine-type endopeptidase activity. NCBI's taxonomy places the organism in Eukaryota, Apicomplexa, Aconoidasida, Piroplasmida, Theileriidae. Bases 1 to 543 code for a protein of 180 amino acids. Gene Ontology annotation, cellular component: membrane. The record is from RefSeq and is a predicted model, not a curated record. The transcript has a single exon.